AUGAAAUCUAUUUCUAACUUGUAUAGAAGGCUAGUAUGGAAACUCAAACAGAAGUUUGAUCUAUCUCAACAAACGAUUACGCCCAUCCAAUGGUCCGACCCUUGUCAUAUUCAAAAUCCCAGUUCUUCGUUCUGUGAUGUCAUUACAGGUGACGAAAAGGAAAAGCUGAGAUUCAUAAGUAAAGAAGCCGAGCUAUUCUCUCAGCUAACCAGAUUUUUCCCUAAUACAAUCACUGAUGCUAACUGGAAAACAUUAUUGGAAUGCUCAACUAGGAAACAGCGCUUAGACUAUUUGAUUUUUUUACGAAAACGGGAAAGGUUGCGCGAAAUCGACAAACAGAAACAAUCAAAGGAGAGGGAGAAAAAAGCGGAAGACAAAGUGGAGUCCAAUAUGGAGAAUUGGCUUUUCAAUUUCAACAUAGCUAGAAUAGAAUCCUUCGAGCGGCAGGCGGAAUGGUGUAGAGUUGCUCGUUCAUACCAUCUACCCGGACCUCGGAUAGCAAUAGACUGUCGAUUCAUUCCACUUCUGUCUCCCAGAGCCGCUGAUUUGACCGCUAUACAAUUGCAACAUUUGGUGUCUCACAAUAAACAGAGACGAGAGCCCUGGCCACUGUACUUUGUCAACUACGACGACACCGAUGAAAAAAUGAAGAUUCUCCAAAAAAAACAUCUUGCAAUAUGCACAUCGCAUAAUAGCUCGGGGCCCAUUCUCACAAAAGAAAACUACACUUCAUUAGCGGAAAGAAACAAAAUAGUGUAUUUGAGUCCUCAUGCAGAAACGGAAAUCGAGGAAAUCGAGGAUGACAAUGUUUAUGUGAUAGGAGGGAUAGUAGAUCGCGUUCCAGAAAAAGGUAUCCAUCCACACGCAUCCCGAGUUACUGCAGAACAAGAUAAUGUACGCUGUUUACGUCUGCCACUGGACCAACACGUGAAAUGGGAAUCUGGACACAAAUUUUUAACAUUGUUAGCAGUAAUGAAUAUUCUGCAAGACACCUAUCAGAAUGGAAAUGACUGGGGUUUAGCCUGUCAACGGCAUAUCCCUGUUCGUAAUAUCCGACCACCUGCAGAGAAGAAUCAGCUGAUACGGGCGAAGCAUCAGCGUAUUCUUGCGUUCAACCGAGAAAUAUUGCGAAUCGUAGAUAGGAAGAUGGGUUCACGGUUCUAG
Molecule: messenger RNA, 1164 nt
Organism: Auanema sp. JU1783
Lineage: Eukaryota; Metazoa; Nematoda; Chromadorea; Rhabditida; Rhabditidae
Source: the annotation of a GenBank genome assembly